AUGGGAGAAACAGCGUUAAAUAUUAAAAUUAAACAAGAAAAAGUUACACCUGAACGAGAGGAAGAGAAGGAUGAUAUAGUGAAGUUAUUGGAGUCUAAUUUAUUUGCAGAAAACGAUGAAACUCUUGAUAAAAAGGAUAUUGAACCAUCCAAAACCAGCGAUCAGCUUCUUGAAGAACUGUUCGGUGUUUUUGGAGCUAAUGUAAGUAUUCCAGAUAUUUUAAGUAACAAUGCAGAUGUAGAGAAAAAAAGUAAAAAGAAGAAGAAGCGUAAACACGAUGACUCCGAUGAAGAAACAUCAAAAAAGAAACAUAAAAAGUCAAAAAAAUCUAAAAAAGUUAAAGAAGAGCCUAAGGAUGAAGAGGACAAGUUGAAAGAUCAAAUUAAGAAAGAGAAAAAGGAGAAAUCUGUGAAGAAAGAACCAACAGAAAGUCGAAAACUUUCAAUUAUCAUUAAAGAUUCAAAGUUUAAAUCUGAAGUUGUUAAACCAAACACUUCUUUACCUUCAAAAAACAAAGAAAAAGAUAAGGAAAGAAGUCGAAAAAGUAAAGACCGUGAAAGGGAUAAAAAUAGGAAAAGUCGCGAGAAAAAAUCGAGUGGAAAUGUUUCUGAUAUUUCGCUAUCCGAUGAAGAAACAUACAGAAAAAUGUUGGAGUAUCAUACAAGCUCUCGUUGGGAAAAGGAAGACUCUUAUCGAAACAGCCAUAUAAGAGAAUGGGAUCGUGACAAAUACAGAAGAGGACGAAGUCGCGACGACAACAGGCAUUCCAGAUAUCACCGACCACGUUCACGAUCACGUUCCAGGUCUCGAAAUCAUUCUCCAAUCGAUAAGAAAAAACUUCUGGAAAUUGCAAGAAAGAAUGCAAUUUCAAUGUUGAAAAGUGGAAGUUUACCUCGUAGCAUCAGUGAAAAUGCCAAAGAAAAACUGAUAACAAAGAUAAGACAUGGUGGACAAUCAAUUGAAGAGUUAACAAAUUAUUGCAAGAGAUUAUCAAAAGCUGAAAAUUUCGGUGAAUUGUCAAGUUUUUCUGAUAGCGAUAAUGACGGGGAUGGAAAACCACGAGCAUUUCAUCAUCCUUUUGAAGUGAAAGAUCGCGGUCCAAUCGUAAUGAAUAUAAAAAAUUCUGUUCCAAUAGCACCGAAACAAGCGAGUGAAAUUAAAGCAAUCAUGUCACAAUUCCCAGUAUCAUCUGGAAAACAACAUCAGAAAGUUGAAAACACUUGGGUGCCUGUCACAACGUCAAAUACAACAUCAACAGUGACGACUGUCGCGACGAUCUCAAAACCAAUUAUAACUCUACAAAAACAAAUUCAAGAACAACUUCCAGAACUUGCGAGACCUAAACCAACACCAGCAAUUGAAGCUCCCCCCCCACCACCACUGGAUCCAGCACUCACAAAGCCUUACGAUUGGAAGAGUGACGAUCAUUAUCUUUCAAAGUCCGUCGCUAUCAUUCCGGAGUUAGCGCCACCACCUUUACCACCCAUCGACGUGUCCGAAGUAAUAUCUCAACGAUUAAAUGCAAUGAGAAAGCUACAAGAAAAUCCUUCGGAUCAUCAAGCGAAUCAAGUUCUUUUCGAGACACAACAAAAUAUGUCUCAAUGGGCUCAAUCAAAAUUUACGCCAGGUCAAUUCUUAGGCAGCACGAAUGUUCGUGUACUUAGUGCCAAAGAACUUGCAACUGGUAAUCAAGCAUGGGCUAGAAAAAAUCAACUUAUUGACACGCAACCAGUUAAUUCUGGAAUGGGAAUGCAUUUGUUGAAGAAAAUGGGUUGGACACCAGGCGAAGGUUUAGGAAAAGAAAAGAAUGGAAGUUUGACACCGUUGCUGCUUGAACUUAAGCUUGAUAAACGAGGAUUGGAGGCGAAUGAAGAGGUUUUGAAGCAAAAACAAAUGAACAUGAACAGAGGAAAGAAACCAGGCCAACGUGGAGGUCCCAACGCUCCAAUACCAUUAGCGAGUCUUGAACAAAAGCAUCCCGUAUCACUUCUUGGUGAACUUGCAUCGAAGAGAAAAUGGGGAGCACCAAACUACACGCUUGUCCAUGAAAAUGGCCCACCACAUGCUAAAAAUUUUAUAUUUAAGGUUCAAUUGAAUGGAAUCGACUACACAUCUCCAGUAUCUGCAAAUAACAAAAAAGAAGCAAAAUCGUGUGUUGCCAAGUUUUGUCUUCAACAACUUGGAAUUUUGCCGUCAUAAAAUGUUUCAAUUCAAUGCUGAGAAGGGAAUGGAAGAAAUCUAUUGUCGUCCCCCAUUUUUUUCUUGUUAAUGGAUUCCAGAAGAUGAUCAUAAAUUUGAUAUCGAAGAGAUGAUAAUGGUCGUAAGAUUCCUUUAUUGACUCUGUGGUGACUAUACGGUGCACAAUCAUGAAUAAUUUAAUUCCUUCAUUCUGAUGUCGUUUGCGAUUCAAUUGAAUAACUUCGCUUUGCUAUUCUCGGGGAAAGUAUUUUCACCUCCAAUAUGUGAAUUGAAUUAAUUAUCAUCAUCGAUGUUUUGUUGCUCCAAAAUAAAUGUCAAAAGGGUCGAAAACUUUUUUCAGUUUAUUCACCUUUAAUCUUGUGAUCAUUAAACUCUUUUGACAUUAUUUAGAAACAACAGUAGACGAAAGAUAUCUUCUCAUUUCUAAUCGAAAUGGUAAAAUACCUUUCUGUUAUCUUUCUUUGAUUUUCAAUUUAGGAAAAUGGGAAAAUAAAAAGAAAUCUGUCAAUUUGAUGUUUGGGGUUCGUUUGUGAAUGAUUUCGAAAUAUUAAUAGAGCAUCUUAUCUUCAAUUUUAAUCGCAUCACAUCACAAACGACCCUCAAACGUCCAUUUCAAUUAUAAAGCUAUCAAUAUCUGAUGAAACCUUUUGAAAAACUUCCUUUCAACCUUCUUAUUCAACGAGCUGUUAUCCCACACGGUAACAGACCAGCCAAAGUGGUAAUGAAGGCAAAAAAGUUGAAUUUCUUAAAAGGUUUCGUUCAUUUUUAAAUUUUCUCUGAAAAAAAUUCUUUUCUAUCGGAAAUAUCAAAAAGGAUGUUGGAUUGGAAGUUUAAAAAGAAAACCGACAAAAACUUUUUCAUGGCUGAAAAGAAAGUAAAAGUGAAAAAUCAAAGCUAAGCCUACGAGUUUUGAAAAGUAAAGAAAAAAAUUAUGCCACGUGAGAGCGAAUGGGUGGAAGUUGUUUUCCAGGUAUGUUUUUAUGCUAAUUACUUUUGAAAAGAUUUCAAUGAUGAUAGGAAAUCCGAGGAAAUAAUAAUUUAACGAUAUUUUAUGUGAGAUAAUAAGCCUUGAGCGUCACACGUUUUACGUAAAUCAAGACGUAAAUCUUCUUAAAAGUCGACAUCUGCCCACAUUGGUGAAUUUCGAGAAUGAAGAUUAAAUUCCAUUAAAAAGUAAUCAAAUUAUCUCGUUGAUAAAGGCACUUUAAAUCUAUUUCUCUUUUCAUCACACCUUUUCGAUGAAAUUCAAUUUGAUGAAGUCCCUUUUCUUUAUCAUUUCUUUAAUAGAUAUUAAAAUAAUCUCUUAGCUACACCUUCCAAUGUUCGACAAAGGCACGAACAAAGUUGCUUUUGAUAGAGUUCUUUUGUUAAAGUAAAUUCUCUCGAGCAUGUAACUCAAUACGUUUGUUUGUGUUUGAUUUGCAACAGAAAGAAAAAGAAAAAAGCUUAAGCUCAUCGAAGCUUAAAAGUGAAGUGAAGAAAUUUUUUCAGAGAAAAUCUUUAUCACAUAUUGAAGAUGAAAAUAUUUUUCCACAGCAUAAAAUGAAAAAACUAAACCUUUAUGAUCCUUAAAUCCUACCUAGAAAAUAUUAUUUUCCUUUUCUCCACUUAAAGUUUUCUUCUUUCUUUCCUGAUUCCAUAUUUGAAACGUCAAUUGAUGCGCUUGAGUCUCGCUCGCUGAACUCAAUUCGAAUUAUUCUCUUAAGACUCGUGAAGAGUGUUGAACAAAUAAAAUUUAGAUUAUGCUCCUUGGCUUCCCUUUCUCGUUUUCGUCGUCUUGAACAAGAGAAAAAUCAAAAUAAAGAUUGAAUUUGAAGAAAUUGAAAAAUUUUCUUUUCAUUUUUGAUAUAAAUUUCUUUCAGUUAAUUUGUUAAUUGAUUGAAGUUUAG
Messenger RNA from Clunio marinus, 4088 nucleotides. NCBI's taxonomy places the organism in Eukaryota, Metazoa, Arthropoda, Insecta, Diptera, Chironomidae. The record is from the annotation of a GenBank genome assembly.